UGAAGCGUUAAAACGUGAACGACGAAUCAAAAUGAAGAGGAAGAACUUUUCCUUUCUUCUAGGAUGGGAAAAUGGUGAAACAACAAUCUUCCGCAAAGUAAGAUCUCUCUUGGCUUUCGCCAAACGUUUUCAUCUAUCCUUCGGAUGUGCAUCGCAAUCUAUCAAUCUGAUAUCGAACAAUAAAUCAGUGUCAAACGUAUACGUGAAUCAUCAAUUUCUUAAUUCGUCAAUGAUUCAGGUAAUAUAUUCAAGAAUACUUGUGGAAGGAGAAGAUGAACUAAGUGGGAGAAAGUUGAGAACAACUUUUUGUAAAGAGGACGAAGAAAUAAAAUUCUUGAUCCCCACUUUUCUUCUCCCUUCCAUUAUACUCAGAGUAGGCAAGAGAGCAGACGGACAUUACAGUAGAAAUCCAGAUUGAAAGGAGAAGCUUGUAUAAAAGUUCUGUGGAUAUAUGGAUGGAUGCUCAAUGAGAAAUUAUUCGUUCUCGAUCGAAGGAAAAACUAUAUUAUUGUUAAUGUACAUGAAGAGUGUAAAAUAUUUGUUUUAAUAAUAAAAUGAAUUUCUUGUCGUUAGUGAAUUUCUGAAUUCAGUUCAGUUAGUGAUAUUUUACAUCUAGAAACAAAAUGUAUGACAACGAUGGGAAAAUUUAUAAGAAGAACGAAAGUGAAAUAUCAGAUUCCGUAGAAAAAAGAUUGAAAAAUCUUCUCAACGAUGGACGAAAUGCAUCGGUUCACACAAAUUCAUGCGAUGUUGAUUUACCGUCAUUUUACGAUCCGAAAAGAUUUCGUCUAGGUCAAGAAGCAUUUCAUAAUAAUAUCUUCUCGAUGAUGAUCGCUAAAUUGUCAGGAUUAAUAGCUCUUUUCGCAGUGCCUACUAUAGUUGAUGUAAUCGCAUUUACGAAACAAAGUGACACACCGUGUUUGGCCUUUCGGAGAUACGCUUCGACUGUACUUCAUACAUUCGUGUGGUACGAAAAGGAACCGAAAAAACAAAAAGAAUUCCUUGAAUCUUUGAAAAUCGUCAGGAGGAAACAUUGCAUUGCAUUUCAUAGAAGUUUCAACGCCGGCAUACGUAAAGCUUCGCAAACUGACAUGGCCUUAGCUCAGUUUGGAUUUAUUGGAUAUAUAUUGCUCGGUACUAAACAACUCGGAAUAUAUAUGACUGAUGAAGAAAUGGACGGUCUCGUACAUUUUUGGCGAGUAAUCGGUUGUGUUCUUGGAAUGGAAGACAAAUACAAUAUCUGCAUGGAAACGGUCGAAGAAACGCGUGCACUUUGUGCGAAGGUUUUAGAUGAAAUAUUCUUACCAUCCAUAAUUAAAAACAAAAUAAUAUUCAACGAAAUGGCACAUGUACUUUUAAAAGGACUUUGGUGCAUUAAUCCAUACUUGGAUCCACAUGCGUUCACUGCAUUUACUCUUUACUUAACUUCGUUAAUCGCCACUAAUAAUAAUCAUUCUAUUAAUAUAGAUUAUCAGAGCAUGUCGUGGUAUAGUAAAUUCAUCUUUAAUUUACAACUAUUCGUACAUCGAUAUCUGAUUGCAACUAAGUAUUGGUGGUCCAUUAUAUUUCGCAAAUUCUUCAACAGUCAAAUGCGAUUGGCUAUAUAUUUAACCGAAAAUUAUCCAUAUAUUGCCUAUUGGUCAUUUGGUAUAAAACAAUCGGACGUUAGCACAUAUCGUUAUUAUUUCAAAUGAAUGUAUAAAUUUUGAAAAAGAAAAAGAAAAAGGAAAAAAAAAAGGAAAUUAUCAAUUAUAUAAAAGAUUUAAUUAUCAAAGGUCAUGUAUAUAUAUAAAUAUAUUUUUUACACUUGUAUUCACUAAAUUAAUAAAAUUGCAAAAAGAAAUUACGAUAUACAACGAGGAAAGGAACUUCAAAUGCUUCUUAUAAAAAGUCAACAGGUUAAAAACAUAUAAUGCCAAAUGAAUGUGUAAAUUUAAAAAAAAAAAAAAAAAAAAGAAAAGAAAAAAAAAAUAUUAUUAAUCGUCAUUUAUGUAUAGGAUAUCGAGAAUAUAAAUAAAUAAUGUAAGUUAGAGCUUAUAUCCAAAUAUUAUGUUAUAAAUUAAUUAUUAGACUUAUCUCAAUUAAAAAUGCAAUGAAGAUAUAUGUAUUUUAAACAAAUAUGAAGAUAUAUGUAUUGAAUUAUGUAUAUAUAAUAGUAUCAGAUACCGUUAUUAUAUAAUAUUAUGUGAUUUUUAACAAAAUGUAAUAUAAUAUUUUUUUAAAUUGAAAUAUAAUAUUUUUUUAUAUACAUAUAUAAUAUUUAUUACGCCAUUAUAUGUUGUGACAAUCAACACAUCAGAUAUAUUUCUUCAUAUAAAUAAUAAUUUAAAGCAAUUUUAUGUAUCCAGAAAAUUUAAUAGACUUUAAAAGGGUACACAAGCAAAAGUAAUAAAAAAGAAGAAGAAAAAGAAGGAAAAGGAGGAGAAGACAACAAAGAGUUCGUAUCGACAACAUAUGUUUAAAAUACACACAUAUAUAUAUUUAUUGCAUUUUUAAUCGGGAUGAAUGUAAUAAUUAAUUAUACGUAAUAUAAUAUUAGCUCUAACUCUCCUUAUUAUUUAUUUAUAUUUAAUGAUAUCUUUUACAUAAUAAUGAUUGAUAAUUCUUUUUUUUCUUCUUUUUCUUUUUCUUUUUUAUCCAAAUUUACAUAUUUAUUUGACGUUAUACGUUUAACCUGUUGACUUUUUACAAGAAAGAUUUAAAGUUUCUUUCCUUAUUGUGUCAAAAAAAUUUCAUUUCUUUUCGCAAUUUUAUUAAUUCAGUAGAUACUCGUAUAGAUUUAUGUGUAUAUAUAUAUAUAUACGUAACAUGAUUUUUGAUAAUUUCAUCGAACAUUUAACUACGAUGUCACUACUCCUACGUAUGUAUCUGUUAAUUUUCUUUUAACACCUUUCUUCUUUCUUUUUCUCUUUUUUUUUUUUUUUUUUUUUUUUAUAUUAUUUCACCAGGACCUGUGAUACGUCAUAUAUAUAUUAUCAAAUUACGUCGUGAAUAAAAUUCGUAAGCGAGA
Vespa velutina is the source of this 3010-nucleotide messenger RNA. RefSeq lists its product as uncharacterized. The record is from RefSeq and is a predicted model, not a curated record. The coding region runs from base 624 to 1694 and encodes 356 amino acids. NCBI's taxonomy places the organism in Eukaryota, Metazoa, Arthropoda, Insecta, Hymenoptera, Vespidae. The transcript has 6 exons. Gene Ontology annotation, molecular function: oxidoreductase activity.